GUAACAGUAACCUUUGUUGCGCCUGAAUACGCAUCUUAGACCUCCUCAACCUGUUGCUGCUGCGUCCGUCCGUCCGUUAUUUUCUCUUUCUUGCUGUCAACCAUGGCUUUAUUCAGCUCGUGUUGUCGACUCUUAGUCUUUAUCGGAGUUACCUCCCUUGCCGUACUCCUCCUGAGACACUGGAUGGCCACUAAGCAGUAUAUUUUCAACCACGACGACAUCGCCAAACUGACCAAACAAUACGCGGGGCAGGACCACGAGCAGGCCUACGCGAAACUGGUUGUCGAGCUCAGGAAGAGGUAUCCCGGCCACAUCCUGCCAGAUGAAGACCUGCAAUGGGUGUUUCUGAAUGCUGGAGGCUUCAUGGGCUCCAUGUGUGUCCUCCACGCCUCCAUGACAGAAUAUGUGAUACUGUUUGGAACUGGAAUAGACACAUCAGGACACUCGGGUCGUUACUGGGCUGAUAUUUCGGAUACCCUUGUCUCUGGGACCUUCAGAAGAUGGAAGGACGGAACCACAAAGACUGAAAUGUUCUAUUCUGGUGACACUGUCAUGCACGAGAUGGGCGAGGCCGCUGGGGUCCAGUGGACCGCCGGGACAUGGAUGGUCGAGUACGGCCGGGGUUUCAUCCCAUCCACGUUGGGCGGGGCUUUGUUCGACACCCUCUUUUGCACCCUAGACUUUGUCACCAUGUUUCACACAUUCAAAGUCUACGGCAAAGCCAUGCUGAUGGAGAUCGGAACAACGUUGGCUGAGGCCGGAGUGUUCUAAAAGCAAUGGCGUGACACUGUUAACAAACCUGCACUGGGACAAGUCACAUCACAAGAUGUGAUGUUUUGUCUUAGAUAUCUGGCAUGGAAUAAAUUCUUGCCCGAUGAUUGUUUUAAAUGAAAGAACAUCCUUGAUUAUGCUUGAGUUGAACCAAGAAAACUCAAAACUGCAUCAACACUAACACCGAUACUAGACUAGAAAGGAAAAAUGUAGCCACACCCUUUGACAUUAAUCUUACACUAACAGGCUCCUUGCAAUCUUACACUACAAGAGCAUUCCUGUUAAAGCUGCCUCAGCAAGACAAUGAAGUCUUUUGGUGCUAAGAAAACAAAUUGCCUUGGGUGGUGGUGGUAAAAAAAUAAGGCUCUAAAAUCUUCCAAAUACUUGCGAAAUGCGUCAUUCUUUUGAGGGGUUUUACAUAACCUGUUAAAAAAGAAUCAUGGUGGUCGAUCAUCAGGCUUUUUAUCACGAUUGACUGUUGCAUAAACACUGCUGGGAUGUUGUCUUAUUUUACUUUGUGUUGUGAUAUUUUAGUGAAUAGUUGCUGUCUUUAUGUAGCUACCUUUCUGAAGAAAAUGUAAUCGAAAGCCAGACACACAAACGUAUGCAUUUGUCAAUUACUUUUCUACCACAACCUCUAAAUGACAUUUUUAAUGGGAUAAAUUCUCAAUUACAAAGCUAUAAAGUUUCACACUGUUCAGUAUAUGGUUCAUAUAAGUGUUAAAGGAAUGAAAAAAAUACUUAAAUGUUGCACAAAUUGAGAAUAAACGUUUUUGAACUAUA
Molecule: messenger RNA, 1554 nt
Organism: Syngnathus acus (greater pipefish)
Lineage: Eukaryota; Metazoa; Chordata; Actinopteri; Syngnathiformes; Syngnathidae
Gene: sigmar1
Product: sigma non-opioid intracellular receptor 1
Exons: 5
Coding region: 103-771 (222 amino acids)
Cellular component (GO): endoplasmic reticulum
Source: RefSeq, a predicted model, not a curated record